GGUGGUUGUCGGGCUGUUCACCGGUUCGGGGUGUCGGCGUCGCUUGGUGGGCACCGAGGUGACGGAGCGAAAAGCGGGAGGAGAGAAGUUGGCCCCGCUGCCCAGAGGCGGCUGUGAGGCCCCCUGCGCCAGUAGUUGACGGCGGUGCCCUAGUUCCCGCCCCGCUCGCCGCCUCUCCCGGCUCGGUUCUUCCCACCGGCCGGUGACCGAGGCGGCCCUGAUGAGGCCGGCUCAGAGUGCCCUGUAAGGAGGUGAAGGAAGUGCCUAUGGUGUGGGCUGGGGCUGUCUGUGGAACUGUCACUGUGGAAGGGUCAGAGUCAUGAGGAAGGUGCAGUCCAACGAGUGAGAUGCAGUUUUGGCAGGACCGUGUGGUCUUUGAGGACGUGGCUGUGUAUUUCUCCCAGGAGGAGUGGGGCCUCCUUGAUGAAGCUCAGAGACACUUGUACCAUGCUGUGAUGACGGAGAACUUUGCACUUGUGACCUCCCUAGGUUGUUGGCAUGGAGCCCAGGAUGAGGAGGCACCUUCUGAGCAAAGUGUUUCUGUAGGGAUGUCAGAGGUUGGGACUCCAAAGCCAGAUCCAUCCACCAAGAAGGCCCAGCCCUAUGAGAUGUGUGACCCACUGUCCAAAGACCUUUUGCACCUACCUGAGCAUGACGGAAUGUACCCUGAUGAAGGGCUAUAUAUUUGUGGGGCAAACCUUUUCCAGCAGCAGAAGGAGCAGAUUAGAGACAAACUUUCCAGAAGGGAUGAGGGGCAGCCUUCAUUUCUUACCAACAGCAGCAUUCACUCGGCAGAGAGGACCUUGACAUGCAGCAGAGACGGAAAGGACUUCCCAGGCAGCACAGGCCUUCUGCAGCAGCCGGCCCCUCACAGUGCGGGGAAGCCACACAGGGACACUGAGUGUGGGGAAGCUUUUGCUAGUGGGCAGAGUGAUUACAGGUGCACUCAGUGUGGGAAAGCCUUCCAUCAAAAACAGAUCCUUGUUGAGCACCAGAAAAUCCACACUGGUGUAAGGCCUUAUGAGUGCAGCAAAUGUGGGAUGGCCUUCAUUAGAAAGUUUCACCUUGUUCAGCACCAGAGAAUCCAUACUGGAGAAAGGCCUUUUCAGUGCAGUGAAUGUGGGAAAUGCUUUAGGUACAACUCCACACUCAUUAGUCAUCAGAGAGUUCACACUGGAUUGAGCCCUUUUGAAUGCAGCAAAUGUGGGGAAUUCUUCAAGUACAAUGCCAACUUCCUGAAACAUCAGAGAAAACACAAUGGAGAAAGGCCUUAUGAGUGCAGAGAAUGUGGAAAAUUCUUUAGGUACAACUAUAGACUGAUAAGACAUGGGAGAGUUCACAGUGGAGAACGACCUUAUAAGUGCAGCGAAUGUGGGAAAUUUUUCAGGUACAGCUCCACAUUCAUUAGACAUCAGAGAGUUCAUACUUCAGAAAGGCCUUAUAAGUGUAAUGAAUGUGGGAAAUUUUUUAGGUAUAAUUCCACACUCAUUAAACACCAGAGAGUUCACACUGGAGAAAGGCCUUAUGAGUGCACUGAGUGUGGGAAAUUCUUUAGGUACACAUCCACCCUCAUUAGACAUCAAAGAGUUCAUACUGUAGAAAGGCCUUAUGAGUGCAGCUUGUGUGGGGAAUACUUUAAGUCCAAGUCCAAACUCAUUAAACAUUGGCAAAAUCACACUGGAGAAAGGCCUUACGAGUGCAGUGAAUGUGGGAAGGCGUUUAGGUACCACUGCAGACUCACUAGACAUAAGAGAGUUCACAGUGGAGAGAGGCCUUUCGAGUGCAGUGAAUGUGGGAAAUUCUUUCGGUACAACUCCAACCUCAUUAAACAUUGGAGAAAUCACACAGGAGAGAGGCCUUAUGAGUGCAGAGAGUGUGGGAAAGCCUUUAGCCACAAGCAUAUACUUGUUGAGCAUCAGAAAAUCCAUACUGGAGAAAGGCCUUAUGAGUGCAGUAGAUGUCAGAAAGCCUUCAUUAGGAAGUCCCACCUUGUUCAUCACCAGAAAAUCCACAGAAGACAAUAUGAGUGCUGUGAAUGUGGGGAAUUCUUUAGAUACAACUCCAACCUCAUGAAGCAGAGAAUUCACAGUGGUAAAGGACUUAUGAAAGGGCCUACUGUAUAGCACAGGGAACUAUAUUCAAUAUCUUGUAAUAACUUAUAAUGGAAAAGAAUCUGGAAAAGAAUUAUAUAUAUAUAUAUAAACUAAAUCACUUUGCUGUACACCUGAAACAUUGUAAAUCAACUAUACUUCAAUUAAAAAACAAAAGACCUUACGAGUGCAGAGGUUAUGGUAAAUUAGGUACUACUACAAACUCCUAACACUGGAGAAGUACCUCAUGAGUUAUGUUGGAGUGGGCCUUCUCAGUACAGUGAGCAUGGAAAGUUGUUUUGGUACAGCUCCCCACUCGUUAGACAUCGAGUUCACACCAGACGAAGGCCUUCUAAGUACAAUGGAUGGAAGUCUUCAGGUGAAACUCCAACCGCAUUAAACAUAUAUUUCACAAUGGAGAAAGGUCUAAGUGUAGCGAAUAUGGGCAUAUGUUCAGCCAAAACUCCCACCUCAUUCAGCACCAAAAAGUUCACACCAGAGAGUAUUGCAAAUGCAGAAAGACUUCAGCAAAAUGUCUGCUCUAAUCUGUCCCUGAGAACUAUUUUUUUUCCUUUGAUUAUGGUAAAAUAU
Eubalaena glacialis (North Atlantic right whale) is the source of this 2681-nucleotide messenger RNA. RefSeq names its product zinc finger protein 548-like. Gene Ontology annotation, biological process: regulation of transcription by RNA polymerase II. Gene Ontology annotation, cellular component: nucleus. Lineage: Eukaryota; Metazoa; Chordata; Mammalia; Artiodactyla; Balaenidae. Gene Ontology annotation, molecular function: RNA polymerase II transcription regulatory region sequence-specific DNA binding; DNA-binding transcription factor activity, RNA polymerase II-specific. The record is from RefSeq and is a predicted model, not a curated record.